AAAAAGUAUCAGGCAGAGCCAGGUAAGCAUAGUGCAAAUGGAGUUCUUGCAUUUCUCUCUCUACUGCUGGAAGAGAGAGAAAGUGAGAGAGAGACGGAGGAAAUGACAGACUGGCAAUAGGGAGGAGCCUUUGGAAUUUGGAUCUUCAAGAAAGAGAGACACUUUGGAUUUGGGCGCCAUGAGUCUCUUCGGUCUUGGAAGCAGAAACCAAAAAACAUUUCGUCCAAAAAAGAGCGCCCCAUCUGGAAGUAAGGGUGCUCAACUUCAGAAACACAUUGAUGCUACAUUGGGUAGUGGGAACUUGAGGGAAGCUGUUAAACUGCCUCCUGGUGAAGAUAUUAAUGAGUGGCUAGCUGUAAACACUGUGGACUUCUUUAAUCAAGUGAAUAUCCUGUUUGGUACGCUUACAGAAUUCUGCACGCCACAUAACUGUCCUACAAUGACUGCGGGGCCAAAGUACGAGUAUAGAUGGGCUGACGGUGUUACUAUCAAGAAACCAAUAGAGGUAUCUGCUCCUAAGUAUGUUGAGUAUUUGAUGGAUUGGAUUGAAUCUCAGCUAGAUGAUGAAACAAUUUUCCCUCAAAAGUUAGGGGCUCCCUUUCCGCCCAAUUUUCGAGAUGUUGUCAAGACAAUUUUCAAGCGAUUAUUCCGUGUAUAUGCUCAUAUUUAUCACUCACAUUUUCAGAAGAUAGUGAGUUUGAAGGAAGAAGCUCACCUGAACACUUGCUUCAAGCAUUUUGUUUUAUUUACUUGGGAAUUCCGUCUGAUCGACAAAGCAGAGCUGGCGCCUCUUGAGGACCUCGUUGAAUCUAUUAUAUAGUCUCAUAGUGGUGUUGUUCUUCCAUUCCUUUCCCAUCUCUGCCUUUCUUUUUGGGGGAGGAUAGAUACUGGAAUAUUGGGUAUACAUUUUUGUGCGCUUAUCUUAUACUUGUACAAUACUUGCUAAAUAAAAAAUCCUUAGCCACCCCUUGUAUUUGUCUCUCCAUUGUUGUGACGGCUGCUCAAUAAUCUUGUAAAUCAAGCUAAACCUCCUUCUGUGGCAAGCUAAGUAAU
Gastrolobium bilobum is the source of this 1053-nucleotide messenger RNA. RefSeq names its product MOB kinase activator-like 1A. The record is from RefSeq and is a predicted model, not a curated record. The coding region runs from base 179 to 820 and encodes 213 amino acids. The transcript is spliced from 8 exons. NCBI's taxonomy places the organism in Eukaryota, Viridiplantae, Streptophyta, Magnoliopsida, Fabales, Fabaceae. Gene Ontology annotation, molecular function: protein kinase activator activity. Gene Ontology annotation, cellular component: nucleus; cytoplasm. Gene Ontology annotation, biological process: positive regulation of protein phosphorylation; signal transduction.